GGCCCAGCCGUGGCGCCCCUGUCGCAGGCAGCUGGUCCUUGGGAUGGGCUGGCAGCAGGUGGCAGCCAGGAAUACUUGACCCCGGCCCCCAGAGGCUCCAGGCCCUGCAGGCGCACACGCACAUGCCCCAGCCCGGGAUGGGCUGCCCACAGCGUAGCAGGGGCUUCACCUGAGCAGGAGCGGCAGCCUGGGUUCCUGGAGUGGUCUCCGUGCCAGCCUCCCUUGCCCUGACAGUGACUAGCCUCAGGCACAGGCAGCGCUGGGCAGGUCAGGUCGAUGCAGGCCAAACGAUGACCAGUUGUGGGCAGCGGUCCUGGAACGCGCUCGCCCUGCUCCUCGCACUGCUCUUCUCAGCAGGCCUGUCUGCACAUUUCCGGGUGUGUGAGCCCUACACCGACCACAAAGGCCGCUACCACUUCGGCUUCCACUGCCCCCGGCUCUCAGACAACAAAACCUUCAUCCUGUGCUGCCGGCACAACAGCUCGGUCUUCAAGUACUGCUGCAACGAGACAGAGUUCCAGGCGGUCAUGCAGGCGAACCUCACGGCCAGCUCUGAGGGCUACGUGCACAACAACUACACCGCCCUGCUGGGAGUGUGGAUCUACGGCUUCUUCGUGCUCAUGCUCCUGGUCCUGGACCUGCUGUACUACUCGGCCAUGAACUACGACAUCUGCAAGGCGUCCCUGGCACGCUGGGGCAUCCAGGGACGAUGGAUGAAGCAGGACACCCGGCAGUGGGGGGACCCUGCCCGGGCGUCACGGCCACGGCAGCCAGUCCCGGUCCCGCAGCCCCAACCCCCGCCUGGGCCCCUGCCGCAAGCACCAGCGCCCCAGGCCGUGCACACGCUGCGGGAAGACCCCCACAGCCCGCCGCUGAUGUCCUUCCAGAGUUCGUCCGCCUGAAAACCCCUUUGCUGUGCCUCAGGAUGGGAGAGGCAGGAUGGGAAGGACUCGGCGCAGCCUCCAAGGACGACCUCAGCAGAGACACCAGGCAGAGCCGAGGUGGCGGCGAUCGCAGCGGUGACAGCAGAGCAAACGCCACCUGUGCCCAGAACCCUCUUCCGUGGACUUCUAAGAUUCAGAGUAAACUCAGGGGUGGGGACCGGGGAUGCCAGGAGGUUCUGAGCCUCCUGUCUGCAAGCAAUAGUUCUCUUUGGGGCUGGUGGCUGCUGAGAGGUGACUCGUGGGCUCGGAUGACGGGGCCUAGACCUUGAGGCCUACCCAUGGUCUACACCCCGAAGCUUCCCCUGCCCCUCUCCUUCCAACAGUGCCCCUCGGGCCUCUCUGCCCAAGGACUGAGUGUGAGCGCGUGUGCGUGUGUGAUUUGGGCUGUCCUUUGUUUGUUGGUUUUUACUGGCGUUCCCCUGGGAGUGCUCCUGUGGCACAGGUCCCCGUGUGGCUGGGGGCUGCUGCCAGUGUCCUUUCUUGUUGCAGCCAGCAGCCCCAAGCCGGAUGGGAAUGGCCGGGCACAGGGCCCAAGGUACAGCCUUGCUGUGGCUCAGGUAGCUCUAGGGGAGGCACUGGAACAGCAGAAAGGGUUGUUUCUUGUAGAACUUGUUCCUGUGACAGCAAGAGUAAAAGAUGAGUCAUGGACAGCCACAGGGCAGCCACCAGGUUAGGUGCUUUCACAUAUACUGUCACAGCCCCUGGGGGGCGGACGUGACUGAGCGCUUCGGAAGCAGCUCACAGUGGAGACAAAUGCCCUGUCCUGUGGCCAGGAGGGCCCAGCCUUGGGUUGGCUUCAGGGACCUCGGGCUUGGAGGCCAGCCUGAGUUUGAUUUCAGAAGUGCAGUACUGAAAGUCCAGCCCACAGAGACCUGCGUAGAAGUGUUUCUGCGGCCCAGGAGCUCCCUGCUAUACCUGGGCAUCUCCAGAACCUGCCCAGCAGGGAGCUGUCACCCAGAUUCCUAGCACUGCUCCAGGGUCUGUCCACCCACACAUGCUGGCUCAGUAGCACCAUGUUCCAGGCAGUGACAGGGACGGGAGGUCCUGCCAGCUGGUGGGAGAAACAAAUGGGAUCUUUAUAGACAGGGUGGCAAGGCUGCUGGGUACCCAAGCUGAAGGUUCUAGAAUUCCACCCUCUGUAGCGCAGGGCUUCCACAUGGAUCUCGCUGCCUGUAACAUCCACCCUCACAGGAUGCACACGGGAGGAUCACAGGGGUCCCCCAGGCCACACUGCCUGUGUAGAUGUGCUCAUUGUCCCCGUGUUAGCAGACUGGAAUCCCAGCUCUUAGUUCGGUGUCCCUCCUGGCCUGUGUAGUGACAGGGCCAUCCCCAGCAUACCCACACAGAUCAGCCAUCAGCGCUGCUGGCGGGGCAGGAAGAUGGUGACGAGACAUUUGUUGAGGACAAGGACAGCUGUCGGGAGCCUUGCUGAGGACCCUUUCUGGCCACCCACGAGCCAGCCCUGUGGCACUCAGGUGGUCUGGUGCACACAGUGUGGCUUUGCUUGGGGUCUGGGGCAAGGAGGGGCAUGAUGUCCUUUCCCCUCAGUGCAGAGCACUCUAGGACAUGCUCCAGGGCUGCAUCCCUGUGGGUCAGCAAUGUCCCAGGACAGCCCAGCUGGAUUAGCCCACACCCCUGUGGGAACCACGGGAGUCGGAGCAAGCCUGGGCUGGGACUGGGGUGCUGAAGGUCCGGAUCCUGGCAUCAGCUCUGCUGCUAAGAGCGGUGUGACCUCAGGCCAUGCCUGUGCUCUUGUCACCUCAGUUUCCCCAUUAGUGACAGGAGUCAGCCCAGGUGCCUAGAGGCUGCUGGCUUCCUAUGUACCUGGAUGGUGCACACAGCGAUGCUUCCCCUGUCAAGCAUGGGCUGUUGACCUGUCCCCUGCCCCUUGGGCACAGGGAUGGGAGCUGAGAGCCUACUGUCACUACACAGGGCUGACCCUGCUGAUUGGCAUCCGUCUGGAUUUGUGACCUUCUGCGAGGGAGUCCCUGGCCACCAGAGGUCUUGAAAGUCCCCUCUGGAGCUGAUGGUCCAAGGGCCUUGGAGGGGACCUCGGCUCCAGCCCAGCUGCUUCCCUGUGGGUGCCUUGGCCGGUGGCCCGACCUCCCUCAGCCUCCUGGGAUCCCCUGCCACUUGUAGCUCCUCAGAGCUCCCAGGACCAGAAAAGUCCUGGGGACAAGCCAGUCAGUAGCGGGUCCGUGAGAGUCCAACACAGGGCACAGCCGCGCUCCAGGGGAGACUCUGGGCAGUGUCCGGGCCUGAAUUUUCAAGCCUCCUGCUCUUCCCCUCUCCUGUCUGCUCCUGGCCCCCCACCUGUCACUUAUCAUCAGCAGUGAUAAGCAUAAAAAUCCCGAAGAAAGCAGGGCAAGAAGACAUCAGUGCGCCCGCUGCCGAGGGCUGCACGUGUCGGUCCUGAGCUCGCUGUCUGUGACUCCUCCCCCGCGCGGGGCACGGUCCCUGUGUGCACAUGGUUCCGUCGCUGUGUCUCUCAGAGUCUCAGCAUCAUCCGGGCUGUGGUCCCAUCCAGAGAGGAGCCUGCUCACACGCAGUGGCUCACCCAUGUGCAGCGGGCCUUAGCACAAGAUCACCCAUGCACGCGCAUACAUGUGUGCACACGUGCACGCACACACGCACACGCGCGCCUGUGACUGGCAGGCAGACCUGGCCCCUCCUGGGUCCAAGGCACUUUCUGAGACAGCGGGGACACAGCACUGGGUCCCCCCACCAGUCAGCACCAGGAAACCCCUGAGGCAGGAACGGGUGUGGUCUUCCUCAGCCAAGAGAUGCCCUGGCUCUAGGCCCCAUCAGAAGUCCUCUCUGGUCACGCCAAACAGUGGGGCUGUGGUGUGGCCUCACUCUGGUGUCCCUCUGUCCCCUGUCCCUGUCCGGCUGCAUCCCCCUCAUGGGGCUGGCUGGAGGCUGGCCCGAGAGGAAACAGUGCCCAGAACAGCAGGCUUGGUGAUCUUUCCCAGCUGGCUUCUGCAGCUCAGCUCACUGCCCCUUGGGGAGUGGAGUGAAGAGUCUCUGCUGAGGCAGUUCAGGUUGGGCACAGGGACAGGAUGGUGACACUGUCUCCCUCCCCAUCUGCUGUGAAAAUCUGGGAUUGGAAGAGCAGCAGGAACCUCUGGGGGCUAGGUCUCCCAUCUGCCUGGCCCCCGUGGGCUACCUGAGCGGUCCAAGGGCCACAUGACCUCACCAGCUGAGGUCAUGUCCUGUACCUUCCAGAAACCACACCUGUACCUGAAUAAGGAGCCCUUGCCCAUCCCACCCGUGAAAGUGACCUUGACACCCUCCCUGGCCCCACCCAUUUCUGGUCCAGGAACCAGACUGAGCUGGUGCUAGGCAGACGCUUGGUGAGUGAACAGAUUUAACCAUUCGUCACUCUGUAGCCCAAACUCCUAUUUUUUAAAUCAGAUCCCUGACCCCUUUGCCCUUGACAAACUGACAUUCAGGGCUCUGGGGAUGCCAGCCAGACGGGCCCCACUCACAGUGCUGUCACAUGAAUGGAACAGGAUUCUGGGGUCCCUGCAGAAUUACCCUGAGCUGCCCUGCAGAGCGGGCAGGGUCCUACUGCAGCACACUGACCCGGAACCCUGGGCCCCGAGCCACCGUCCCAUGGCCGCCGCAGCACCCAGCUCAUGGCCCAAGAGGGUCUCUCCUUAGAUGUGCCUCGGUUUCUCACAGUGGCUUCUUUUCCUCCCCUGUUUCCUGUGUCACAGUCGCAUCCCCAACCAGUGGGUGUCUGGGUGACGUGCAGUGAGCACGUGGGGCCAGGGUGAGGGCUUCGUCACCCAGUUACCUCCACAGGCCAGGAAACCUCCCCCAAAAGGUCACGGUCUCCCCAGGGCCAGCGGGAAGAGGGCGUGCAGGUCUGGGGGUGGGGUCGCCCCUCUGUGCUGGAAACCUCAGUUUCAUGUGAUGAGGUAGGGGUCACAGAUGGCUGGUAACCGGGAAAACCAAAAAACUAAUACUGUUCCUACUAAUAUCCUCCUCUGUGACAAUGACGUGUUUUACACUGACCGCUGUUAACGCUGCUUUUGUCUUUAUAUACGUAGUUUUUAUAAAGAUGUCCUUAGGUUUUAAUAAAGGAGUGUCACAUACACUGU
Molecule: messenger RNA, 5050 nt
Organism: Octodon degus (degu)
Lineage: Eukaryota; Metazoa; Chordata; Mammalia; Rodentia; Octodontidae
Gene: Shisal1
Product: shisa like 1
Exons: 5
Coding region: 291-902 (203 amino acids)
Source: RefSeq, a predicted model, not a curated record